Populus euphratica (Euphrates poplar) is the source of this 588-nucleotide messenger RNA. RefSeq lists its product as uncharacterized. The transcript has 2 exons. The record is from RefSeq and is a predicted model, not a curated record. NCBI's taxonomy places the organism in Eukaryota, Viridiplantae, Streptophyta, Magnoliopsida, Malpighiales, Salicaceae. The annotation marks the transcript as partial. Gene Ontology annotation, molecular function: protein binding.
CUCCUCCUCUCUCUCCUCCUCCUCUCCGCCUCCACCGUUGCCUUUUCUAAUGAAGAUUGUGUAUACACUCUUUACAUAAGAACAGGGUCCAUCAUCAAAGGUGGCACGGACUCUAUCAUAAGCGUGAGACUAUAUAACAUGAAUGGUGACUACGUGAGGGUCUCCAAUAUUGAAGCAUGGGGAGGGUUAAUGGAGCCAGGUCACGACUACUUUGAGUGGGGGAAUCUGGAGAUCUUCAGUGGGAGAGCACCCUGUUUGAGUUCACCUGUGUGCGCCUUGAACUUGACCUCUGAUGGGUCAGGCUCUGGCCAUGGCUGGUACGUUAACUACGUGGAGGUGACUACCACUGGGGUCCGUGCGACUUGUUCACAGAUGAAGUUUACUAUUGAGCAGUGGCUGGCUCUUGAUACUUCACCUUACGAGUUAACUGCAGUUAGGAAUUAUUGUGAUUAUUUAUCGGGCUAAAAAAUCUGCUGCUUUAAGUUCUUCCAUGUGAAGGUGGGCUAUUUUUCGGAUGCUUAGGCUUCUGUUAAUUACUUUGCAUGUGGUAGGUGUGGAAUUGGAUAAAAAUAUCCCUGUUAUGUUGAA